This is a messenger RNA of Lathyrus oleraceus (garden pea), 599 nucleotides long. Its product is annotated as ribulose bisphosphate carboxylase large chain-like. Gene Ontology annotation, molecular function: ribulose-bisphosphate carboxylase activity. Gene Ontology annotation, biological process: carbon fixation. The record is from RefSeq and is a predicted model, not a curated record. Bases 167 to 490 code for a protein of 107 amino acids. The transcript has a single exon. Lineage: Eukaryota; Viridiplantae; Streptophyta; Magnoliopsida; Fabales; Fabaceae.
UAUAGAAUAAUGAUGUAUUUCCCAAAUCAAAUAUCAUGGUAAAACUUAACAAUGACCCAUUCAGAUUCAUUGAUAAUAUUAGUUGAUGGAUCAUUUGUAAAAAGGUUUUAUUAACUCCUAAGUUAUGUCGAGUAGACCUUGUUGUUGUUGCUAUAAUUCUUAAUUCAUGCGUUGUAUGGGGAGAUUUAUGUCACCACAAAUAGAAACGAAAGCAAAGGUUGGGUUCAAAGAUGGUGUUAAAGAUUAUAAAUUGACUUAUUAUACUCCUGUCUAUCAAACCAAAGAUACUGAUAUCUUGGCAGCAUUCCAAGUAACUCCUCAACCUGGAGUUCCGCCUGAAGAAGCAGGUGCAACGGUAACUGCAGAAUCUUCCACUGGUAGAUGGACAACUGUGUGGACCGAUGGACUUACCAGCCUCGACCGUUAUAAAGGACGCUGCUACAAGAUCAAGCCUAUUCUGGAGAAGAUAAUCAAUUUAUUGCUUAUGUAACUUAUCCCUUAGACCUUUUUGAAGAAGGUUCUGUUACUAACAUGUUUACCUCCAUUGUAGGUAAUGUAUUUGGGUUCAAGGCCUUGCGCGCUCUACAUCUGUGUUUCCA